AUGUAUCCCAAGACACGAUUCAUUCUAGUAGUUGUUGCUGCUGUUUUGGUUACAGUUGGCGUUUUAGUACUUCUUUUAAUCACUACUACGCCGCGUUCGAUUGAGUAUACGUACUCGCUAACUGGGACGUCUUCUGAAACACUACUUGGCUAUCUGCAAGAUAUGACUCCGCCUAAAAACCAAACUACCGAGAGUUUAUACGAUGUACUCUACCAAUUUGGUGUGAUUAGAACGGCUGAGGAUGUUGAAGACUCAGAUUUUGACAUUUAUCCCUACCAGGCCCUUAGUUCAUUCACUGAUGAUCCCGGGGCAGUGCCCGUGACUAUGCUCUACCAAAUAGACCCCGAAGAGGUGGCCUCAACGCGGCAGUACAUGCAGUACCAAGAAAUGGGCAAAAGAGUGCUCUACUUUAUGGAGGAUCCUGAUUUUGCCGAGCAGAUUCAAAUUACUGCCUACAACUACAACCUGCGCAGUCGCCAAGUUGCUAUCUUUAUCUUUUAUCAGGACGCCAAAGGAGCCCUCUCCGGCUACGUUUUAAACGAUGUCUGGCUAAGGCCAAGACAGUAUACUUUAAUAUACUUAUUAGCUUCACCCAAUAGUCAACCUGUCCUCAUAACCGAUCUAGAUAACAACCAGUAUCUAAUCACCCAAGAAUAA
Nematocida homosporus is the source of this 657-nucleotide messenger RNA. RefSeq lists its product as uncharacterized. The coding region runs from base 1 to 657 and encodes 218 amino acids. NCBI's taxonomy places the organism in Eukaryota, Fungi, Microsporidia. The record is from RefSeq and is a predicted model, not a curated record. The transcript has a single exon.